Molecule: messenger RNA, 762 nt
Organism: Penicillium bovifimosum
Lineage: Eukaryota; Fungi; Ascomycota; Eurotiomycetes; Eurotiales; Aspergillaceae
Product: Serine/threonine-specific protein phosphatase/bis(5-nucleosyl)-tetraphosphatase
Exons: 4
Coding region: 1-762 (253 amino acids)
Biological process (GO): peptidyl-serine dephosphorylation; mitotic cell cycle
Cellular component (GO): cytosol
Molecular function (GO): protein serine/threonine phosphatase activity
Source: RefSeq, a predicted model, not a curated record
AUGGAUAACAACAUGGAAAUCGAUACCGCGCGGUCCCCCGAGCCACACCGCCUGUCUCCUACAAGUGACCCCGGGUCCAUACCGACUUUGGACGGCUGGAUCGAGAGUUUGAUGACUUGCAAGCAAUUAGCGGAGGAAGACGUGCGGCGGCUGUGCGAUCGGGCAAGAGAGGUAUUGCAAGAGGAAUCCAAUGUUCAGCCAGUGAAAUGCCCAGUGACGGUCUGCGGUGAUAUACACGGACAGUUCCAUGAUUUAAUGGAACUGUUCCGCAUCGGCGGUCCUAACCCGGAUACAAACUACCUCUUCAUGGGUGAUUAUGUCGACCGCGGCUACUACUCAGUCGAGACAGUGACUCUCCUGGUUUCUUUGAAGAUACGUUAUCCGCAGCGUAUUACCAUCCUUCGUGGAAAUCACGAAUCCCGACAGAUCACGCAGGUGUACGGAUUCUAUGACGAAUGUCUCCGCAAAUACGGCAAUGCCAACGUGUGGAAAUACUUCACCGACCUCUUCGAUUACCUUCCCCUCACUGCUCUCAUCGAAAACCAGAUCUUCUGUCUCCACGGUGGACUGAGCCCGUCCAUCGACACUCUUGACAACAUCCGGUCGCUCGAUCGCAUUCAAGAAGUUCCCCAUGAGGGUCCUAUGUGCGACUUGCUUUGGAGUGAUCCCGAUGAUCGCUGCGGAUGGGGAAUUUCCCCCGAGGUGCUGGUUACACCUUUGGUCAGGAUAUCUCCGAAGCCUUCAACCACAACAACGGCUUGA